Penicillium verhagenii is the source of this 1014-nucleotide messenger RNA. RefSeq lists its product as uncharacterized. The coding region runs from base 1 to 1014 and encodes 337 amino acids. The transcript has 2 exons. Gene Ontology annotation, molecular function: 3-beta-hydroxysteroid 3-dehydrogenase (NADP+) activity. NCBI's taxonomy places the organism in Eukaryota, Fungi, Ascomycota, Eurotiomycetes, Eurotiales, Aspergillaceae. The record is from RefSeq and is a predicted model, not a curated record. Gene Ontology annotation, cellular component: endoplasmic reticulum membrane; lipid droplet; mitochondrial outer membrane.
AUGGAAGGGACCAUAAUCAUCACCGGUGCAUCGGGAUCCGUGGCGAUUGAAACUGUGCAGCAGAUUCUCUCAUCCUAUCCGCAAUUCACCUUGAUCGGCACCAUUCGAGACGCAAACAAAGCCUCGACGAAUCCCAAUACACUGCGCCUGCAAGGGAUUUCACAGCAGUAUCCUAUGGGAAGAUUUAUUUUGGAGAAUCUUGACCUGAGUUCAUUGAAAGAUGUACGAUCCUUCGCAGAAAGAAUCACUGGCCGAGUGACGGCAGGGGAUCUUCCUCCUAUCUCCGCCAUCAUUUGCAACGCAUUCACAUGGUCAUUGGAACAAGGGCAGCAAUUUUCAAUGGACAAAUAUGAGCAGACAUUUCAGGUCAACCAUCUUUCACAUUACUUGCUGGUGCUGAAGCUACUGCAGAAUGUGAACCGACAGAACGGUCGAAUCAUCAUGCUUGGUUCUGAAGUCCAUGAUCCAAAGCAUCAAAAUCCUCUAGCGGGCAUGGGUGCUGGUCUGCCGACCAAUGAUAACUUGGAAGAGUUAAUCAAGCCUGGCUCAGACCUACCGGGUAAGGAGCAUGACAUGGGCUGGCGACGAUAUGCUAAUAGCAAGCUGGCCAACGUCAUGUUCAUGCAUAGUUUGAAUCAACGGUUGGAGAAGAUCCCGUCAUUCGUUGGAAUAACAGCCGUCGCUAUGGAUCCAGGGGCCGUUGUCGAUUCCAGAGCACAUGCAAUCCACAGGCGUUUUGUCAAUAAGUUGAUAUUCCGUAUGAUGAGUUUCUUACACCCGGUGCUGUCUCUGUUCACAUAUCGUUUCCGAACAACCAAAGAAUCGGCCAGAGAUCUUGUGGCAUUAGCUGUCGAUCCAAAAUAUCAAUCGGCUCGAGGAUAUUUUGACGGACAAACGGCGAUAGCACCGGCAACUGUUGUUACGGAAACAGAACAGCCCGAAGCCCUUUGGUCAGCAUGCUGGAAUUGGGUCGAAAUGAAGGAUGGUGAGACUUGCCUGUCUAAAAACAUGUAA